ACUUGAAAAAUUCAUCAUCAGCAAAACAUCUGGAUCCUUUAAAAAAGAAAUGUGGCCAGGGAGGGAUUGAUUCAUGUGUGCAAACCCACAUCCGAGAGGGGGAUUUCUGCCAUUGUUGUAGGAGAAAAGUACGUGGUUCAUGUCACUUCCUGCUCGACCCAGAAACAUUACAGCACUGGUAAUUCCAGGUACCUCUUUGGCCUGUGAUGGCACACCUCUUUCCAAUUUGACAAGAGUAUUUAAAGCUCGCUGCCAGAGACAGAAUUUUAUCGGUUCGUCCUUCAUCACUCGAGAUCAGAACAACCGAAGAGAAGGCUACGUGAGGAUGGCAAAGCUCGCUCUGUGUGUCUCCGUGAUCCUGGUGCUGCUGGUGGCGCUGGGCGAAAGCAAAGGUCCCCUCUGCUGCACACGUUACCAAGAAAAUCCAGUCCCAGAGAAGAGGCUGAAAAACUACAUGAUCCAGGAGGACACAGGUUUCUGCAACAUCAAGGCAGUGAUCUUCAAGACCAUAAAGAAUAGAUCUGUCUGUGCUGACCCGGAUGCUGAGUGGGUUAAACAGGCGAUGGAGGUGGUACCACCAAGACCUCGAGCAUGAUGAAGAUCACCUGAGGAAUCCAAUUUAAGGACACAAAGACGAGAUGAAUGUUUCAUUUUAGCCAAUAAAUAGAAUAUUUUUGUAUUGCCUUAAAUGUAUUACUUGAAUAAAAUUGGAUAUUUUUGUAAUAA
Messenger RNA from Acanthopagrus latus (yellowfin seabream), 726 nucleotides. RefSeq names its product chemokine (C-C motif) ligand 20a, duplicate 4 (gene ccl20a.4). Lineage: Eukaryota; Metazoa; Chordata; Actinopteri; Spariformes; Sparidae. Gene Ontology annotation, molecular function: CCR chemokine receptor binding; chemokine activity. Gene Ontology annotation, cellular component: extracellular region. Gene Ontology annotation, biological process: positive regulation of GTPase activity; cellular response to type II interferon; cellular response to tumor necrosis factor. The record is from RefSeq and is a predicted model, not a curated record. The transcript has 4 exons. The coding region runs from base 140 to 595 and encodes 151 amino acids.